AUGCAAUUCACUGGAGUCGUUUGCGUUCCAGUCAAACUUAAUAGCAAAGUCGUCUGGCAAACAGUAGAGGUUCUGGUGCUUGGAAGCCUUGACCAACACAGAGGCAGACCAUUGGUUAAAGUUGUCGAUCUGGCUCUUGGAGCUACCAUCCCACAACACCUUGUUUUCGUCUUCAGUUCCAGAAAGCAGAAGCGACUUCAACUCGUCUUGGAAUUUGGCGAACAAUUGAGCGGCAUCUUGGGUAGCAAAGUUGAUGGUCACCUUGAACAAGUCAUCCUUGACCCAAGCAACGUCCGAUACGGUGAACGAAGCCUUAGGGACGGAUCCAGUGAAUGCACUCAAGACAACCUGCUUGGCGUCUGCGAUGUUCUUGAGAACUCUCUUGAGGAUAGAGCCCUCGGCUUCGGCCAUAGCUCCAGCAGAAGCUACGCCAGCGUCGAUCUCACCGCCAAGUCCAGCGGCAGCUUGAGCCAAGCUACGCUUGAGGAUUGA
This is a messenger RNA of Meyerozyma guilliermondii ATCC 6260, 492 nucleotides long. RefSeq lists its product as uncharacterized. NCBI's taxonomy places the organism in Eukaryota, Fungi, Ascomycota, Pichiomycetes, Serinales, Debaryomycetaceae. The record is from RefSeq and is a predicted model, not a curated record. Bases 1 to 492 code for a protein of 163 amino acids. The transcript has a single exon.